GCAUACUUUGCACUAGGUAUGUUCCACCUCCAGAGAGGUCACUUGAUCUCCUCGGCCUCGGCGUAUGAGUCUGCUCUCAAGCUCGCUCCCAGCAGUGCUGAUGUGCUCAUGCGGGUGGGGGAGCUGCGAUCGCGUCUAGGGCAGCACAGGAUGGCGCAGGAGGCGUAUGAGAGAGCAUGGAAGGAGAAGCCCAAGGACGGGGACGUGAUGAUCCAAGUGGGAAGCUCCUUGAGGCGACAGAAGAAGUACAAAGAGGCCAUCAAACAAUACCGCAAGGUAGUACGAUUGUCAACAGCGUCUGAGCAGGAGUGGAGCGACGCGCAAGCGUGGAUAGGAAACGUGUAUGAGCUGAUGGGGAAGCACAAGGAAGCAGAGGCGGCGUACCGACAAGUUAUCGCAAGGGUGAGGCGGCACGGGCGGGCCUGCAACAACUUGGGGUCGAUUUUGAUGGCUCGGAAUGAUGAAGAGGCCUUCUCCUCCUACAUGUGCGCCAUAGAGGCUGACCCGACCAUGUUCGAGGCCUACAACAACGUCGGA
Guillardia theta CCMP2712 is the source of this 537-nucleotide messenger RNA. RefSeq lists its product as hypothetical. The transcript has a single exon. Lineage: Eukaryota; Cryptophyceae; Pyrenomonadales; Geminigeraceae. Gene Ontology annotation, molecular function: protein binding. The annotation marks the transcript as partial. The record is from RefSeq and is a predicted model, not a curated record.